AAUCCCAUUAAUUAAGAAAUAUCAAAAUAAUGAUACAACUAAAAAAGAUUCAAAUUUAGCAAUCAUUAAAUCAUCCAUUAGUAAUUUAAACACUAUUGAAAAUUUAGCUAAUAAUAAUUACAAUUGUUGUAUUUGUUGGCAAAUAAAUGGUUGCAAUGAAAUUUGCAAAAAAUAUUUUCAAAAUUUUGGUAGAUGUCACGAUUGUGGGGAUUUGCAUAUAAGAGAAAAUAUAUGUAAAAAUUGUAAACACAUCGAAUUAAAUUAUAUAUUAAAAUAUCCUAGUAGUUAUAACGAUUUAGUUGAUGUAAUGAUUCAAGCAACUCAUUUAGAUGAAAGUGCAAAGGAAUGGGAAACUUGGAGAUGGAUUGACUAUAGUAAAUUUUCAAAUAUUGAAUAUUUAUCUGAAGGGGGGUCUGGAAGUGUUUGGAAAGCAGAAUGGAUAAAUAUGCCUGAAGAAAUAUUUGAAUUCUAUAAUACAAAUCAAGUUGUUUUGAAGAAACUUAAAAAUUUACAAGAAAUCAGUUAUGAAUUUUUUUCUGAG
This is a messenger RNA of Dentiscutata erythropus, 541 nucleotides long. NCBI's taxonomy places the organism in Eukaryota, Fungi, Glomeromycota, Glomeromycetes, Diversisporales, Gigasporaceae. The record is from the annotation of a GenBank genome assembly.